Messenger RNA from Coturnix japonica (Japanese quail), 2720 nucleotides. The record is from RefSeq and is a predicted model, not a curated record. NCBI's taxonomy places the organism in Eukaryota, Metazoa, Chordata, Aves, Galliformes, Phasianidae.
GGGGUACGGCGGCCGGGAGGGAUGAUACGGAGGGCGGCGGGGCUGGGCCUCGGUAGGACCGUGUGGGGGGUAACGGGGAGAGGACACGGGGAUGAGGCGGGCAGCUCUGAGCGAGGCCCUCGCAUCACCCGCACCCCCAGAAUCUACACGAGAACGGGAGAUGAAGGUUUCUCCAGCACCUUCACUGGGGAGAGGAGACCGAAGGGUGAUCGGAUCUUUGAAGCUCUGGGGACGACGGAUGAGCUGAGCUCCGCCAUCGGGCUUGCUAGUGAGCUGAGCAGCGAGAAGGGCCAUGCAUUUGUUGGACAGCUUCACAAGGUCCAGUGUAUGCUGCAGGAUGUGGGCUCCAACAUCGCAACGCCUCUCUCCUCAGCCAGGGAUGCUCACUUAAAAAGAACAUCUUUUAGUGAGGAGCCUGUGCUGGAGCUGGAGAAGUGGAUUGACAGUUACUCAGAGCAGCUUCCUCCGCUUAGAGCUUUCAUCUUGCCAUGUGGUUCCCUUAGUACAAGCAGGGGAAGCAGAUCCAAACGUGGCCAAAUACUUAAACAGAGCUGCAUGCUGCUGGGUACACCUGAUGUGAGUAGCAGUUUCAUUGCUUUCCCUUUGGUUUCCAGACUGAGCGACUACCUCUUCGUUUUGGCACGUUAUGCUGCAAUGAAGGAAGGGAAGGAAGAGAAAAUAUAUACAAAGCCAGAACAGUUAUGACUGGGAGCUGGGAUGUUUGUCUUGUAGAUCUUGAAAAGCUAAAUCCAGCAGAGUGCAUUCCCCAGGCAUGGAUGAGAAAGAGAGCAAGCCCGAAUUGGGGAUGUGCUGCCAAAGCCUUCCAGUUAACAUGAUCAGGUGUGAGGAACACAGCUGUUCUGUUCACUAGGCCUUGUAGUAACACAGUGGUGUUGGUUUCAGUGUUACUCUUUGCCCUGGAUCAGUGCUGGGACAAGAGACUUAUAAUAACUCCAGCUGAUUUCUGGAGUUGUCUUAAUUUCCCUGGGCAGUGGCAGGUUCUGUGGAAAGGCUCUGACAGGGCUCUGAGGUAUGAAGAAAAGAAAACAAUCAGCUUCCCUUUGUAAGUCAUAAUGCUCAUACAGAACAGGUGCUGUGCUGAGAUUCAGGAACUCUGUCCGCAAGCUUUGAAAUAAUAAAUGUGAUUUACUCGUACCAAAGGGCCCUUAACUGUCAUGCUUUAAUACUGAGCCCAGCUUGCUUUUCUUUUUUAAGUUGCUUUCAAUCCAUCAGCCCCGGCUGAAGCUGAGCUGUGUAGAUUUACAGGAACACACUUAGAAUUCUUUGGCUCUGGCUGUCUCUCUUUAUGCAUGUGAAAAAUAUGUCUGCGCUGACAAUCCCACACAUCCUCCGCCAGGAACAGGCUUGUGUAGGACAGGGAUUAAAAGAGGAAGGAGCCAAGUCCUACAGGUCGUGUGCAGGCAAGAUCUGCUUAGUUACCUGGGGUUAACUCCCUGCAGGGUGUAGCUGAGAGACCCUCUUAGAACAGCUUGAUCAGUAUCCCCCUUUGGCUGCAGGAAUUAGUUUGAGUCCAGUUAUCAAAUACAUCAGUCAGGUCCAGUUUGUACAUAGAGGGGUUGUGAUGAGCAGCAGGAGCACGGAGCUUCUUCAGCUGAUGCAGUAAGAGGUGAACAUGAGGCCAAGAGCUACAGGUGUUCCCAUCUCAGACCUGAAGAGCUUCACUCCCAUGGAGCUUUCAGUAGUGAGCAGUGGAAGGUGUCCUAACGCUUGGAGCUCCUGCAAACAUCACAGUACUAUUUCCAACACAGAAGACAUCCUCACCAAGGUCAGUUGACAGCUUCAUCCUGCAGAACAGCUGCAUGCUUUGUUGCACUGUUUUUCUUCACUUGCCCCUUUUGGGCAAAUUUAAUUUUAUCAUUUUCCUUUAGUACAAGCUUAACAGCCUGAUUUUCUUACUGGAAGAAAAAGCCACCUUCAAGUGAACUGACAGAGCAAGCUAAGGAAUAUUUAGGGAUCUUAGGCUCUUUUGGAAGCUCUUUCAGCUUCCUGAUGGAUUGGACUGCCAAAAAACAUACCCAGUGUGUAAACAAGUGCGUUACAGCCGAGUGAAUGCAUUGACACCCUGGCUAUUCUGUAUACAGAGCAAGUAGCAGGCAUUACAGUUGAAGUCCAAGUCUCUUAGGGCUUGGUCAUCUGGAAGGAUACGUGAGACAUGUUGGCUUCAGUCUUCUGCUUGUAAGGACACAGGGCUGCAAGGUGAUUGCAUGGGUUAAGAGCGCUUGUCCUGCUGUCAGGUUGGCACUUUUGGAGGUGGGAGCUUUUAAGUCACUCAGUUUCCACUGCUCCAUUCUUUUAAGUAGGAACAACUUUGAAGCUGCUCCCCAAAAGAGGCUGUGUCUUUUGUGUUAACCUCUUAAUAAGAGCAGGGUCAGCGUGAAGAACACCCAGCACUAACAGACACCGCUGUCUCAUUAUUCACCUUUCUUUUUCUUUUUAAAACCCACAUAUUUCAUGGCUAUUGUUAAUGCACAUUUUUCACAGGGUAAUUUUCCAAGCCUUAGCCUGUAACACAUCCCAAUGACAAAUGCUCUUGAUUUGGACUGUACCGUCAGCUGCAAUGUCACAUCAGACAUUUCCUCAAUGCCUGUUCCAGACAGACCAUCCAGUUUUAUGAUGGCUCUGUCUCGGUGAUCACUAUUGAACCUUAAGAAUCCGGAGGCUUUUCAAGUUUAAUUGAAUAAAAUUCUUUGCGAUAUAAA